Messenger RNA from Acaulospora morrowiae, 968 nucleotides. The record is from the annotation of a GenBank genome assembly. Lineage: Eukaryota; Fungi; Glomeromycota; Glomeromycetes; Diversisporales; Acaulosporaceae.
AUGGAAAGGCUAAGCGGGCAACAACUGAUUCAGCAAGCUGCGGAAUUGAUCUCCCAAAACAAGCUGGAUGAGGCAGUCAAGAUUUUUUCAUUCUUGGUCGAAAAGUUACCCGAUGCCCCCUUACCUCUUUUGAUACAAUUGGAGAGAUAUGAAGAGGCAUUGGUCGACGCGAAAAAAAUUCUGGACCUACCCAACAUUCCAAUCGCGGACGAGAUAGCCCCCGGUAAUUCUACUUUACACUCUGUCGGAUACGUCAGAGCCGCCAAAUGUUACAAAGAACUUGGUCAGAUCGAAGAAGCCGAAAGGCUGUUGAAAAAGCGCGUUGAAAUUGAGAAAAAGGAGGUCAAACCAAAACCCAUCAAGGAAAUGCUUUCUGAAGAAAAAGACAAAAACGCGAGUGUUCCGACAAGCAGUCCGAACAAGUCCGUGGAAAGAUUAAGGUUACAAGGCAAUCAAUACUAUAAAUCUCAAAAAUAUGAAGCCAGUUUAAAUUCCUAUUUAGAGGCGUUGGAGAUAGACCCCAAUGAUCUGUUGGUGAAUUCGAAUUGUGCUCAGUCGUUGAUAAAGCUGGGACGAUUGGAUGAUGCGUUGGUGUAUGCUGAGAAUUGUAUUAGGUUGAAUAUGAAGUGGUCUAAAGGAUAUUAUAGGAAAGGAUGUAUAUUAUUUGAACAAAAGAAGUAUCAACUCGCGAUCUCCGCUUUUACAGCCGCCAAGGUAUAUGGCGCUGAUGAAUCUGAUAUUGAUAAAAAAACUGAGAUAGCACGUAAACAUUUGAAAUCCGCUAGUUUGGAUUUCAAUUCCCGUUCCUCUAUCACAAACUUUAUCACGUCCAGACUUUUUUCACUCUUUGCAAUAAUAAUAAUAGCGAUUCUUUCGGCUGUACUAUGUUAUCAUCUUAACUAUGACAUUUUUAGCUAUUUCGUGGGGGUGGUCAGAUACAUGUUUGAUGCCUAUUUUGGUGACAUUUG